Molecule: messenger RNA, 3900 nt
Organism: Chrysochloris asiatica (Cape golden mole)
Lineage: Eukaryota; Metazoa; Chordata; Mammalia; Afrosoricida; Chrysochloridae
Gene: RRP12
Product: ribosomal RNA processing 12 homolog (S. cerevisiae)
Exons: 34
Coding region: 1-3900 (1299 amino acids)
Source: RefSeq, a predicted model, not a curated record
AUGGGUCGCUCGGGGAAGUUGCCCUCUGGUGUCUCGGCCAAGUUGAAGCGCUGGAAGAAAGGUCAUAGCAGCGACAGCAACCCUGCCAUUUGCCGCCAUCGCCAAGCAGCCCGCAGCCGCUUCUUCAGUUGUCCCUCAGGAAAGAGCAACUUGACAGUUGACGCUGUGAAGCUGCAUAAUGAACUGCAGUCAGGGUCCCUUCGCGUGGCCAAAAGUGAAGCCCCUGUGGUGGCCAUGGAAGAAGAGGUGGAGCUAGCUGUCACUGAAAAGUCCUCCUGCACCUUCCUAAGCGGCCUCUCCGACUGCACAAACGUCACCUUCAGCAAAGUACAGCGCUUCUGGGAGUCCAAUUCCGCUGCCCACAAGGAGAUCUGUGCUGUCCUGGCUGCCGUCACCGAGGUGAUCCGCUCCCAGGGAGGGAAGGAAACAGAGACUGAGUACUUUGCUGCACUGAUGACAACAAUGGAAGCAGUGGAGUCCCCCGAGUCUCUGGCUGCUGUAGCUUACCUGCUGAACCUUGUCCUAAAGCGUGUGCCCAGCCCUGUUCUCAUGAAGAAGUUCUCUGACACCUCCAAAGCCUUCUCGGACAUCCUGUCGGCUCAGACCAGUAGCGGCUCCACCUCAGCCCUCCGAUGGGUCCUCUCCUGCCUGGCCACCCUUCUGCGGAAGCAAGACCUAGAGUCCUGGAGCUACCCUGUGACCCUGCAGGUGUACCAUGGGCUGCUGAGCUUCACCGUGCAUGCCAAGCCCAAGAUCCGGAAGGCUGCCCAACAUGGAGUGUGCUCGGUCCUCAAGGGCAGUGAGUUCAUGUUUGGUGAAAAGGCCCCUGCCCAUCAUCCUGCUGCUGCUUCUACUGCCAAGUUCUGCAUCCAGGAGAUUGAGAAGUCUGGAGGCUCCAAGGAGGCCACCACCACGCUGCACAUGCUGACGCUGUUGAAGGACCUGCUGGCCAGCUUCCCGGAAGUCCUGGUCAAGAGCUGUAGUGAGAGUCUCCUCAGGGUCAUGACCUUGAGCCAUGUGCUGGUGACAGCCUGUGCCAUGCAGGCCUUUCAUGGCCUCUUCCAUGCCAAGCCUGGCCCGGGCACCCUGACGGCAGAGCUCAACGCCCAGAUCAUCACGGCCUUGUACGACUACGUUCCCAGUGAGAAUGACUUACAGCCCCUGAUGGCCUGGCUGAAGGUCAUGGAGAAGGCCCACAUCAACCUGGUCCGGUUGCAGCGGGACCUUGGACUGGGCCACCUCCCUCGCUUUUUUGGGACUGCGAUGACCUGCCUCCUUUCCCCACACUCACAGGUGGUGGCCACGGCUACCCAGAGCCUAAAGGAGAUCCUGAAGGAAUGCAUUGCUCCCCACAUGGCUGACAUUGGCUCCGUGACCGCCUCGGCCCCAGGGCCUGCUCAGUAUGUCUCCAAGAUGUUCAGGACAGUGGAAGAAGGCCUGACAUACAAGUUCCAUGCCGCAUGGAGCUCCGUGUUGCAGCUGCUGUGUGUGUUCUUCGAGGCCUGUGGACGGCAGGCCCAUCCUGUGAUGAAGAAGUGUCUCCAGUCCCUGUGUGACCUGCGCCUGUCCCCUCACUUCCCCCACACGGCUGCGCUGGACCAGGCUGUGGGGGCUGCCGUGGCCAGCAUGGGGCCUGAGGUGGUGCUGCAGGCUGUGCCUUUAGAAAUCGAUGGCUCUGAAGAGACUCUGGAUUUCCCACGGAGCUGGUUGCUACCUGUCAUCCGGGAUCACGCACAGGAAACUCGCCUUGGUUUCUUCACCACCUAUUUCUUGCCGCUGGCUAACACCCUGAAGAGUAAAGCCAUGGAGCUGGCUCAGGCGGGCAGCACUGUGGAGUCCAAGAUCUACGACACGCUCCAGUGGCAGAUCUGGACCCUCCUGCCUGGAUUCUGCACAAGGCCCACGGAUGUGGCCAUCUCCUUCAAAGGGCUGGCGCGGACGCUGGGCACAGCCAUCAGUGAGCGCCCAGACCUGAGGGUCACGGUGUGCCAGGCUCUGCGCACCCUCAUCACCAAGGGCUGUGAAACAGAGGCCGACCGUGCAGAAGUGAGCCGCUUUGCCAAGAACUUCCUGCCAAUCCUCUUCAACCUGUAUGGACAGCCUGUUGCCACUGGGGACACCCCAGCCCCUCGCCGGGCUGUGCUGGAAACCAUCAAAACAUACCUUACCAUAACCGAGCCUCAGCUGGUGAAUGGUUUCAUGGAGAAAGCCAGUGAGAAGGUGCUUGACCCAGCCAGCUCGGAAUUCACCAGAUUGUCUGUCCUGGAUCUAGUUGUGGCCUUGGCUCCUCACGCUGAUGAAGCUGCCAUCAGCAAGCUCUACUCCACCAUCCGGCCCUACCUGGAGAGCAAGGCGCACGGGGUGCAGAAGAAGGCGUACCGUGUGCUAGAGGAGGUGUGUGCCAGCCCCCAGGGCCCAGGGGCCCGCUUUCUGCAGAACCACCUGGACGACCUGAAGAAGACACUGCUGGACUCUCUGCGGAGCACCUCCUCGCCAGCCAAGAGGCCCCGAUUGAAGUGCCUCAUACACAUUGUGAAAAAACUCUCAGCAGAGCACGAGGAGUUCAUUGCCGCCCUUGUCCCAGAGGUGAUCCUGUGCACCAAGGAAGUGUCGGUGGGAGCUCGGAAGAAUGCCUUUGCCCUGCUUGUGGAGAUGGGCCACGCAUUCCUUCGUUUUGGCUCAAAUCAGGAAGAGGCCCUACAGCGCUACCUUGUCUUGAUCUACCCCGGCCUCGUGGGUCCAGUGACCAUGGUCAGCUGCAGCAUCCUGGCCCUGACCCACCUGCUUUUUGAGUUUAAAGGCCUGAUGGGGACCAGCAUGGUGGAGCAGUUGUUGGAGAACAUAUGCUUGCUCCUGGCUUCCCGCACUCGAGACGUCGUCAAAUCUGUACUGGGCUUCAUCAAGGUGGCAGUGGUGGUCAUGGAUGUGACCCACCUGGCCAAGCAUGUACAACUGGUGAUGGACGCCAUUGGGAAGUUGUCAGACGACAUGCGGCGACACUUCCGCAUGAAGCUCCGGAACCUGUUCACCAAGUUCAUCCGGAAGUUCGGGUUUGAAUUAGUGAAGGGGCUGUUGCCUGCAGAGUACCACAAAGUCCUUCUAAACAUCCGAAAAGCUGAGGCCCGGGCCAAGAGGCAGCGUACCUUGAACCAGGCUGCCUUGGAAGAGGAGGAGGAGAAGGAUGAAGAAGAGGAGCCUGCUCAGGGCAAAGGUGACAGCAUCGAGGAGAUUCUGGCUGACUCAGAGGAUGAGGAGGAAGAUGAGAAGCAGGAAAGGAGCCGGGGCAAGGAGCAGCGGAAACUGGCCCGGCAGAGGAGCAGGGCGUGGCUAAAGGAGGGUGGUGGGGAUGAGCCCCUCAACUUCCUGGACCCCAAAGUAGCCCAGCGCGUUCUAGCCACACAGCCUGGACCUAGCCGGGGCAAGAGGAAAGACCAUGGCUUCAAGGUCAGCGCCGACGGCCGGUUGAUCAUUCGAGAAGGAGAUGAGGGAGACCAGAUAGAGGAAGAGGAAGGUGCUAAAGGUGAGGAUGAGGAGGCAGCUGACGUGAUGGAAGAUGUGGGCUUCCGGAGUAAAAAACGCCAGAAGCUGAAGCGUCGCCAAGAGGCUGAUGAUGACGAUGAGCUGGAGACGCCCCCACAGUACCAAGCUGGAGGAUCUGGCAUCCAUCGGCCUUUGGCUAAGAAAGCUAUGCCUGGAGCUGAGUAUAAGGCCAAGAAAGCAAAGGGUGACAUGAAGAAGAAAGGGCGACUUGACCCCUACGCCUACAUCCCCCUCAACAGAUCCAGGCUCAACCGCAGGAAGAAAGUGAAACUGCAAGGACAAUUCAAAGGCCUGGUGAGAGCUGCCCAGCGAGGCUCGCAAGCAGGACACAAACUCCGCAGAAAGGAUCGCAGGCCCUGA